Molecule: messenger RNA, 716 nt
Organism: Cydia splendana
Lineage: Eukaryota; Metazoa; Arthropoda; Insecta; Lepidoptera; Tortricidae
Exons: 4
Coding region: 165-716 (183 amino acids)
Source: RefSeq, a predicted model, not a curated record
AAAGGAAAGUAGAGUCAGCGAUAAUUGUUACUCGAGCGAGCGAAUGCUAGCUCUUCCUCGUAUCGCUGUCACUGGUGCUUGUACCUUAUAUGUAUUAUUAAAAUUGGGUAAACUUCCCAAAAUUUAGCGCAGCUAUCAUUCAGAAACAGUCCCAGUAACAGUGAAUGCGUGUAAUACUAACCAUGGGCGAAGACAGUGUUAAAAGCACGAUUAAAAAUGAUAUUAAAACAUCAUUUUUAAUUGCAAACACAUUUAAUGCGCUGGUAGGUGGUCUAUUCCCUGUAACCGUGGGCACAGGCUGGUUCCUCACCGAGGGGUGUAUCCCUCCAUUGUUCUACGGUAUGGCGGUGGGGGUGCCGAUGUUUGCUCUCAGCGCGUUGGGUUUCUACGCUGCUUUUAAAGAGAAUAAGAAGAUGGCGAAUGCUUAUUCAGUGCUGAUGGGUCUGGUGGCGGCCGCGGAGACGCUGCUCGUGGCAGCACCCAUAUUUGGUGUAUUACCUGCCGCCUUUGUCGACCAGGUGGUCCACGUAUACUUUUGCAUCUUUCACACCGGAAUCGCGCUAGUUGCAAUGGCGUCAGCUAUGUAUCUGGCGAAGCAACUUCCCUCCGUGGAGACUUCGAUAACCUCCACGGGACACGGCUUCUGCAAGUGGGUGCUGUACGGAUUGCUCGUCGUAUUGGCUCUUGGAUAUUUCGUUAAUUAUUUUAGUGUGUAA